UCAAGCAUCGCAAGAAAAGCACAGGAGAAGAGCCCCUUGAAAUAUGCAGUUGUUAGGCAGAUGGAGUGUCUGGACCCGUCUCUCAUGUUCAGGAACCCAGACAAAUGCAAGAAUCAGAUGAAGUCUCUCGUUCAGACAUUCCUGAAGGACAAGCAGCUGGCAGGAGGUGUAACUGCUGGGGAGGCCAUUGUCCAACAAUUUGAAUCUUUCCUGUCCGUUGAGGCAAGGAAUGAAGAAUUUCUCGACUUCCAGCCAUUUGAGAAACGCCUAGACACCUUCCUGCAUGGGAGAUUAAGCCGGCCUUACCCAGCUGCUUGGGAUUUUUGCCAGAAGUUGCUGCUGCUUUCACAUGGCCAGGCCUCUGUUGAAAGGGGCUUUUCUGUCAACAAGGAGGUGGAGUCUGAGAACAUGCAAGAGGACACAAUUGUCACACACAGGCUCAUAUGUGACUAUGUUGCAAUGCAUGGGGGUGUCACACAGGUUCCCCUCACCAAGGAACUCAUGGCAGCUGUAGGUGCUGCCCGGUCAAAAUACAGACUCUUUCUGGACCAGGAGCGAACCAGAAAAGAAAAGGAAUCCCAGAGCCAGAAAAGAAAGCAAACUGAGGAAUCUUUGGAGGACCUUAAGAAAAGAAAAACAAGCUUGGAGGAGGUGUCUGUCUGUCUUGCCAGGGAUGCAGAUGCCCUUGCAGAAGAAGCCGAGGGCAAGGCUGGCUCCAAAAUGGCUCAGCUUCUCUCAAAGUCAAAUGCCCUGAGACGGGCGUACAAAGAAAAACUUGCCCAACUCAAAAGUGUUGAAACUGAGAUUGAUGCUAAGAGGGAUGAACUGAGACGAAUGUAGGGUGAUGUUGUAUGUAGAUGCAGUGUGGUAAAGUUACUUUGUUAAGACACUGGUUAAGAAGAUAACUGUUUAAAUAUUUUCAGUUUUAUUAUUGAAUUAAUUAAAUUUGUUUUGUUUAAUGUAAUCUUC
This is a messenger RNA of Melanotaenia boesemani (Boeseman's rainbowfish), 969 nucleotides long. RefSeq lists its product as uncharacterized. The transcript is spliced from 2 exons. Lineage: Eukaryota; Metazoa; Chordata; Actinopteri; Atheriniformes; Melanotaeniidae. The record is from RefSeq and is a predicted model, not a curated record. Bases 61 to 840 code for a protein of 259 amino acids.